AUGGUGCAGGCCAACUUCGGCGACAUCAAGGGGCUGAAGCCGGAGCCCUUCUGGCAGAGGUCGGGAUGGGAAGCAAGCCUGCCAGCGCUGCGAAAGGAGCCGACCCCGGCAAAGGGAUCCAAAGCCGGAGCGUCGGCCAAUUUGCGAGCGAGCGCAACGACGUCGCCGAUGGGUCUGCACAACCACAGCAUCUUGCAGGCCCCGCGACACGCUGGCAGUCCCAGUCAUCCUCCGCCGUCGCAGCAGCAGCAGCAGCAGCACGACGAAUACGGCGGCGUCGCCACGCACCAGCAUCGUCAUCACCACCAUCGCCAUCAUCGACACCGCCAUGGAUCCAAGCCUCCGACCGUGCCGCCACAAGACGCGCCGAAGCGCGAGUCAGGACGCGAGGCCUCGAGGCCCAGGCAGGAGUUCCUCUCGGCGGUCACGGCCAACGGCAACGCCUUUCGCUAUGCGACGGCGCAUUGA
Messenger RNA from Pseudozyma flocculosa PF-1, 468 nucleotides. RefSeq lists its product as uncharacterized. The transcript is spliced from 3 exons. Lineage: Eukaryota; Fungi; Basidiomycota; Ustilaginomycetes; Ustilaginales; Ustilaginaceae. The record is from RefSeq and is a predicted model, not a curated record. Bases 1 to 468 code for a protein of 155 amino acids.